CGCGCCUCUCCGCAUCCACAUCCGAACCAUGGCCCUGUUGCUGCAGCUGCUGCCUCUGCUGCUCUCGCGGGCCCAAGGGGACCCCGGGGCUUCUCUGGACGGCCGCCCUGGGGACCGGGUGAAUCUCUCCUGCGUAGGCGUCUCGCACCCCAUCCGCUGGGCCUGGGCGCCUAGCUUCCCGGCCUGCAAGGGUCUGUCCAAAGGACGCCGCCCAAUCCUGUGGGCCUCGUCGAGCGGGAUCCCCACGGUGCCUCCCCUCCAGACCUUCGCUGGCCGCCUGCGCUCCCUGGACCCUGGAAUCCGGCGGCUGGAGCUGCUCUUGAGCGCGGGGGACUCGGGCACCUUUUUCUGCAGGGGCCGCCACGAGGACGAGAGCCGUACGGUGCUUCACGUUCUGGGCGACAGGGCGGACUGCAGGGCCCCAGGGACUACCCCCGCGUCCGUGUAUCCCCAGCUCCUGAUCUCGCUGCUGGGCGCUGGGCUGCUGUUGGGACUGGGAGCUUUCGGCGCGGUCUGGUGGCUGCGCAGGCGCUCGCCCCCACCCCCGCUUCGACCGCUCCCCAGAUUUGCUCUGUCCCCCCCACAUAGCUCCAUUCGUGAAAGCGGAGCCCCCGGGGCCAGUAAAGGAGGAGGAGCCCAGGAUUCCAGGGGACUUGGACCAGGAGCCGAGCCUGCUCUACGCGGAUCUGGACUAUAUGGCCCUCCGAAGGCCCCGCCGGCUGUCCACAGCGGUUCCUGCUGAUGCUGCCACCAUCUACGCAGUUGUAGUUUGAAGGGAAGCCUUCACUGCAAGCCUCCCAAGCUGGGGGCUCCCAGCUCUCCAUAAUCCCUCUCCCCUUCUUGGGCCCUCACUUGGAAGAGGAAGGCACCAUGGGAUAGAAAUGAGCACUAGACUGGGAGUCAGGAGACCUGCGUUCCAGGCUAUCUCUGCCACUGAUCUUGCUCCUUCACUUACUCCCAUCUCUCCUAUAACUCCCAUGUCUGCUUCACCACUGGUGUCCUCUCUAAACCAGAUCAAGCCCUAUCUCCCCAUCUUAAGACAUCAGUAUCUCCUAGAUUGUUGCCCUAUCUCUUCCCUUCCCUUCACAGUCAAGCUUUUUUAACCAGGGGCAUACAUGUGUCUCUUCCACAUUCUUCUUCACUCUAUCCUCACUGCUCAUCUGCUGAAAUUGCUCAUCUGCUCUGUCUCCAUAAGGUUGCCAGUGAUGCCCUAACAGCCACACCCAGUAGACAUUUUUUAGUACACAUUUGGCUUGGCCUUUGAUUACUCCCUUCUUUAAGCUGUUUUUCUUUGCUGCUUGUGUCUUCCUUUUGGACUCCUCUUCCUUAUUCCCUAUCCUCAGAGUAUUCCCCACCAUUCUAGGUUUGUCCCUUUCU
Molecule: messenger RNA, 1377 nt
Organism: Lemur catta (Ring-tailed lemur)
Lineage: Eukaryota; Metazoa; Chordata; Mammalia; Primates; Lemuridae
Gene: MPIG6B
Product: megakaryocyte and platelet inhibitory receptor G6b
Exons: 6
Coding region: 29-742 (237 amino acids)
Biological process (GO): integrin-mediated signaling pathway; platelet formation; megakaryocyte development
Cellular component (GO): plasma membrane
Source: RefSeq, a predicted model, not a curated record